Molecule: messenger RNA, 1833 nt
Organism: Prorocentrum cordatum
Lineage: Eukaryota; Dinophyceae; Prorocentrales; Prorocentraceae
Source: the annotation of a GenBank genome assembly
CUUUGUAGUCGUGCCUCAUAGCUUAUAACUGUUCUUACGAAGAGCUCCCGCCCUCCGUGGUUCGUGAAUCUCCUUAUCUCUCUCGUCUUCCGUAGCCGGUUUGGCUCGGGCAAAGUUAUUUCGUGAAGUUGUCAGGCUUUGUUACAGCGUCCGGCCCUGUGCUGACUUCCGCUAUCACUGCUGGGUUUGCAGAGCCUCUGUAAAAUCACAAGGUCGAGCUCGCCCUACUCUUGUAGUGGUAGGAUCGCGGUGCCAUAGAUGAUACUGUGCUUCCGCUCGGACAUUCGGCGAAGCUUGUAUAAAUCUGGCUUGGUGGGCAACUGCGUACAAAUAUGCGGCAUUGCGUUGCCUGUUCAUGCGCAUGCUUCGGGUGCUUCUUACUGGCAGUGUAUUCUUGGGUCUUCAGCAGCAUUGGCAGCAUACAUAUGCAAGUCUGCAGGCUUAGAGAUGUUGACAACGUGAACGCAGAGCUAGCUGCUUGGGGUGCGGUUGACCAGUUGAACGAGCUCAUUGCGGCAGAGGCGCGCGUGUUUGGAAAUUGCGCAGAUCCAGAACUCUUGCAGGAUGGCAGCGACUCGAAGCCGUGCAUGGUGUUACAGAAGUUCCCGUACAACUUGACCGAAGGUUUCUAGACAGCUUCUCUUCUCCUUCUUUCUCUUCCUGCUCCCCUUCCCCCCAGGCUCCUGCUCCUCGAAAGGUUUCUGGACGGCUGUUUUUGAAGACUUCAGGAUGGACCCGUCUGUCGUCGUGCACACUAUGGAAGCUAGGUGCAGCGCCGAGCGGCAGUGGAACUUUGUGCUGAACGCUACCGUUCCUCGGGUGCAGGUGGGAGGCAGAGUCGUUCGGCGAGUGCCUCUCUUUGGGGAGAGCGUUGCAGACUACAUGUGCACGAAGACCGCGAAGUGCCUCGUUGACACGGCUCUGUUCUACCCGAGCGGCUUCCGCGUCAGCCUGUCGAGCACGCUGGCCUGCGCGAACGGGACGGCCGGCCUCGUGAUAGACCCUGGGGCGGUGGAGCCCGCGCAUGCCCGCCUCCGCGAGAGCGGGCAGUUCUCGGGACUGGAGGCGUGGCUCGCCUCGCAGGGCAUGAGGUACGUGAACGGGCGUCUGCCCUGGGUCUUGAAGAGAAGCUUUCCUCGACAAGCCGCUGCCUGUCGGGGGGCCGCUCCGGCAGCUCUGCGAUGGCGACAGCCUGCUCCAGGUGCUCGGCGGCCAGGGCGUCGAGGCCCGUGCGGCGGUCGAGGCUCUGCAGUGGUCCCCUGCGGCCGGCCUCCUCUUUCUCGUCCUCGGUGCCGGUGCCCUCCUGCGGGGCCAGCGCGCGGCCGCUGCAGGGCAGACGGCGGCGCACCCGGGCUACGUCCGCCUGUGACGCUCCUGGCGGGGCCGCCACGGCGCCGCGAGGCCCAGUGGGCACCGCGGCUGGCAGCAGAGCCGGGCGGCAGGCCGUCGGUGCAGCUCGCAGGCACUGGCCCCCUCCACGGGGCGCGGGGGGGCAAGCGGUGGCCUCGUCGGCGGCCUGGGCUCAGAGCCUGGCCGCGACGGGUUUUUUGGCAGGGCCGCGGCGGCGCCGGGCGGCCCUUCGGGUGCGGAACCUGGCGGCCGUCGGCGCAGAUGGGCUCAUCGCCGGCAUCGCAUGGCCCGAGGCCGGAGUUCACGCACCGCCGUCGCGGACCGAGGGGGCGCUGCGCGCCAAUCAGUUGCUGACGCGCAGCAUCGCGCUGCUGGGGGGCGGCAGCAUCGCGCUGUUGAAAAACGGGAACGAAAGUGACGAGUGCAGUUGCCCUAGCUCUCUACUCUUUGCGCUCUGCUUUCUGCUCUCUGCGCUCGAAGAAG